AUGGUUCUUCACAACCCCAACAACUGGCACUGGGUCAACAAGGAUGCCUCUGGCUGGGCCAAGGAGUACUUGCAGCAGAACCUGGUCGGCAUCAGUGUCGAGGAAGGGGGUGUGUCAGCCAAAGUAGACAAGCUGUUGUCCAUGGAUGGCGACGUAGAUGUCAGCCAGCGCAAGGGCAAGGUCAUCACCCUUUUCGAUGUCAAGUUGUCGCUAGAAUACUCAGGUAAGACCAAGGACGCUGAGGAUGUCAGCGGCACCAUUCGCAUCCCCGAGGUAGCCCACGACACCGAGGAAGACGAGUUCGUCUUCGAGAUCGAGAACCACGCCGACUCCAACUCCAAGCAGCCCGUAAAGGACCUGGUACGCACAAAGCUCGUCGCUGAGCUCCGUUCCACUCUGAGCAAGUUCACCAACGCCCUCAUCACCGAGCAUGCCAAGGAUCUCCAACACGCUCCCGGCGUGAACCCCUCCAGCGGCUUCCCCAAGGCCUCCGUCCACCCCCAGACCAAGCCUGUCGAGGCCUCCACCGCCCAGGCCACCACCACCUCCACAACCGGCAAGGUUGCUGUCAACACCACCACCGUGACAGCCUCCGAUGAGUUCCGUACCACAGCCGGCGAGCUCUACAACACCUUCACCGACCCCCAGCGCAUUGCUGCCUUCACACGCGGUCCUCCCCGCCAAUUCGAGGGUGCCCAGGUUGGCGGCAAGUUCGCCAUCUUCGACGGCAAUGUCACCGGCGAGUUUGUGACUCUCAACGAGCCCAAGCAGAUUGUCCAGAAGUGGCGUCUGGCUCAGUGGCCUGAAGGUCACUUCAGUUCGCAGGAGAUCAACUUCGACCAGAAUGAUAUCGACGGUGUUACUCAGAUGCGUGUUACUUGGUCUGGCGUCCCUGUUGGUCAGGAGGAUGUCACCAAGCAGAAUUGGGACAUGUACUAUGUUCGCAGCAUUAAACAGACUUUCGGGUUUGGCACUAUUCUCUGA
Molecule: messenger RNA, 984 nt
Organism: Penicillium nucicola
Lineage: Eukaryota; Fungi; Ascomycota; Eurotiomycetes; Eurotiales; Aspergillaceae
Product: AHA1 family protein
Exons: 4
Coding region: 1-984 (327 amino acids)
Biological process (GO): protein folding; positive regulation of ATP-dependent activity
Cellular component (GO): cytosol
Molecular function (GO): ATPase activator activity; protein-folding chaperone binding
Source: RefSeq, a predicted model, not a curated record